Girardinichthys multiradiatus is the source of this 5283-nucleotide messenger RNA. RefSeq names its product MAP/microtubule affinity-regulating kinase 2b (gene mark2b). Gene Ontology annotation, biological process: protein phosphorylation; microtubule cytoskeleton organization; intracellular signal transduction. NCBI's taxonomy places the organism in Eukaryota, Metazoa, Chordata, Actinopteri, Cyprinodontiformes, Goodeidae. The transcript is spliced from 21 exons. Gene Ontology annotation, cellular component: cytoplasm. Gene Ontology annotation, molecular function: protein serine/threonine kinase activity; tau-protein kinase activity; ATP binding. The coding region runs from base 1240 to 3642 and encodes 800 amino acids. The record is from RefSeq and is a predicted model, not a curated record.
UCGGAAAAAAAAUCGAGCAAAGCCGAACACAGAACACAGAACUCCCUCCCUCUCGCCAAUCUUCCUCUCUCUCAGUCGUGGUGCAAGCAGCCAUGUUGCUGUUAUUGGCUUGUUCCGGUAUCAGGGCAGGAUAGACCGCAUUCGGGGCGCAGCUCCUCGCCUUUCUCCCCCCCCCCACCUCCUGUAACACACACACCUCCUAAAGAAGAAAGCCCCACUUUGCCCGUAAUGGAUUCAACAACUUGAUGAUUAACUCUUCCUUCAGUCGGCGCACCGACAGGACGAGCUGCUGCUAUAUCGCCACACUGCAGUGCAGCACUUGGUGACCGACCUUAUUCGUAUCACGCAACGCGAGAAAGAAAGAGCGCCGGUAAUCUGCGUGGAUUUUUGAUUUUUUUUUUUUUUUUUUUCCUCUUUAUGCGGGACGCCCUUUUGGCAGUCAGCACCACUGCGAUCUGUCGCUGGGCGAUAGAAGCUAACUAGCUAAGGUUUGCCCUGAAAGAGACGUUCGAAAUAGCGAUUUUGGCUAACAGUUAGCCAACGCAACAAAUUCAAUUCGGGGUUUCUCACCUGGCAAUGUUACUGUUUUACAAAGUUUUACCUUUCGUAUCUCUCCUUCCAGGAAUCUCCGAAGUGGGAUAUUUUGACUUGUCCUGUCAGAGUCGGGAAUAACUUUGGCCUGAAAGUUUUUGGACCUCGGACCUAAUUUCUAAGCUUCAAUGUAACAUCUGCUGGCACAAGAGGAGAAUUGAAACGGCGUGGAGGAGCGUUGUGAAGAUAACAUUGGAUAAAAUAUUUAUUUUUUUUCCACCAAGAAUUAAGCUGCCUUAUCGCCUUCAGCUCAGCCGUUGCUCAACUUUUUUCCUCCAAGCUAGCACAACAAGCUAGCUGUCCCAGAAACGUCCCGGUGACUACUCUGCACACUUUUUUUGGCUCUCUGUCUCUAAAUGCUUAUUUGGACUUGAAUGCUUUUAAACCAAGCAGCAACCUGAGGACACCUGCUUUUCCCUACGUUGUUGCCUCCUGACAAACAUGGGGCACGAAGUUGCUACAAGCUAGUCGCUAGCUCGCUGGCUAACUCCCCUAUCUAGCCGCUGAUGUGGGAUUCAACUUGUUGAUUCAACGGGGGACAUCUGUUGGAAGUUUCCCUCCACCAUUAGCUACAAGGGGUUUUAAAUGAGCAAGAGACGCUGAUCGAUCGGCCUUUCUUCACGGUUUUCUCCGAGUGUUUGGGAUAAAAUGUCAACAAGGCCCUCACAGGGGCAAGUCAUUGAAAUUUCAACAGGGCAGGAGCAGAAGUCUUCAUCCGGUCGAUACAGCAUGUCGCGAUGUCCGAACUCGGGGUCCACGGCCCCGUCAGACGAUCAGCCGCACAUCGGUAACUAUCGGUUACUGAAAACCAUCGGCAAAGGCAACUUCGCCAAGGUCAAACUGGCACGACAUGUCCUCACUGGAAAAGAGGUGGCUGUAAAGAUCAUAGAUAAGACUCAGCUCAACUCCUCCAGUUUGCAAAAGCUCUUCCGGGAGGUGAGAAUCAUGAAGAUGCUGAAUCAUCCCAACAUAGUCAAGCUCUUUGAGGUGAUAGAGACAGAGAAGACUUUGUACCUGGUAAUGGAGUACGCCAGCGGAGGAGAGGUCUUCGAUUAUCUGGUGGCCCACGGCAGGAUGAAGGAAAAAGAAGCACGUGCCAAAUUCAGACAGAUCGUGUCAGCAGUGCAAUAUUGCCAUCAGAAAUGUAUAGUACACAGAGACCUGAAGGCAGAAAACCUACUGCUGGACGCAGAUAUGAACAUCAAGAUAGCAGAUUUUGGCUUCAGUAACGAGUUCACGUUGGGGAACAAGCUGGACACUUUCUGCGGCUCCCCGCCCUACGCGGCUCCAGAGCUCUUCCAGGGCAAAAAGUACGAUGGACCUGAAGUGGAUGUCUGGAGUCUGGGGGUCAUACUCUACACGCUGGUCAGCGGCUCGCUGCCCUUUGAUGGACAAAACCUCAAGGAGUUAAGAGAGCGCGUGCUGCGUGGUAAAUACAGGAUCCCUUUCUACAUGUCCACUGACUGUGAGAACUUGCUGAAGAAGUUCCUGAUCCUAAAUCCUUCCAAAAGAGGCAGCCUCGAGCAGCAGAUAAUGAGGGACCGAUGGAUGAAUGUGGGCUGUGAAGAGGACGAACUCAAACCUUACAUCGAACCUCAGCCAGAUUAUAAGGACCCCAAGAGAACAGAUAAAAUGUUGCGGAUGGGAUAUUCCAAAGAAGAGAUCCAGGAUUCUCUGGUGAACCAGAAGUACAAUGAAGUGAUGGCUACGUACCUGCUUCUGGACUAUAGGAACUCUGAGCUGGAUGAAUUACCGCUCAAACCAAGGCCAGGAAGUGACGUAAGCAACACAAAUGCCCCCUCUCCACCUCACAAGGUACAGCGCAGCGUGUCGUCCAACCAGAAGCCUCAGAAUCGCAGAACCACUGACCAGGGCUCCUCCUACACAAAGAGAGGAGGUCAGUCAGACAACCGAUCUACAGCAGAGGAUUCUGGGAGGAAAAGUUCAUCAGGCAGCUCUACCACCAAGGUGGCGGCCAGCCCGCUGGUCUCUUCGGAUCGCAAAAAGAGCGCCACGCCUUCCACUAAUAGCAUCCUCUCCACUGGUACCAGCCGCAGUCGGAACUCCCCGCUGACUGAGAGGGCCACACUUGGCCAGAGCAUUCAGAACGGCAAGGACAGCCUAAACACUCCGGGCUCCCGAGCCUCCACUGCCUCAGCUGCUGCCGUCCUCUCCUCCUCCUCGCGUCCCCGCCACCAAAAGUCCCUGUCCUCCUCCAAUCAUCCAUGCCCCUCUGACCUGCACGCACCACGGCCCAGUGCUGCGCCGCCACGGGCACCUGGUGCCUCCCCGUCUGCCCACAACAUCAGCAGCGCGACCGUGUCGGACCGAACCAACUUCCCUAGAGGCGGCGUCAUCCGCAGCACGUUCCACGCGGGCCAGCAGCGGGGCGCCCGCGACCAGCAGGGCUCCGCUUACCCCGGCGGGCCCGCAUCCCCGUCCCUGUCGCAUGGCAACAGCCAGGCCCGGAGGACGCACGGGGCCACGGGGAUUUUCAGCAAGUUCACAUCCAAGUUUGUACGCAAAAAUCUGUCGUUCAGGUUUCCAAGAAGGAGUCCGUAUGAGGGAGAGUGUCAGGAUGAGGGCAGCAGAUCCGUGCUGAGCAGUACUGUAGACAAGUCGGAGAAGACCUCCGGCGGCGUUCUCUCCUCCUCUUCCAACAACGACGAGAACAACUCCUCACCAGGGUCUGGAAACACUGGCGGCACCGGUACCCCUCCGGCUAACGCCAGCCAGAAGGACGCUGCCAAGCCGCGCUCUCUGCGCUUCACCUGGUCCAUGAAGACCACGUCGUCCAUGGAGCCCACGGAGAUGAUGCGCGAGAUCCGCAAGGUGCUCGACUCCAACAGCUGCGAGUACGAGAUGCGCGAGCGCUACAUGCUGCUCUGCAUGUCGGGCAACCCGGCGCACGACGACUUCGUCCAGUGGGAGAUGGAGGUGUGCAAGCUGCCGCGGCUGUCCCUCAACGGCGUGCGCUUCAAGCGGAUCUCGGGCACGUCCAUCGCCUUCAAGAACAUUGCUUCAAAGAUUGCCAAUGAGCUGAAACUGUGAGCAGAGAGGAGAGAGGAUGCUGUAGGUGGGUAGUAAGCUGAAGGGUGGGAUCAAUUUAAAAACAUGAUUGUUGUCUAGACUAAAGCCUGAAGUAGGGCUGCCGGUUCUGAGAGUAGAAACCUUUCAGAUGGAGAAGAUUUGCUCCAUGAAGGGAGGCUCAGAGCCGGCGACCUCUGAGGUGUGAAGUACUUUCAGACCACGGUCUUCUCUCCUCUCCCUGAGGGGGGUUUCUGUCAUCUCCUACUAAGACGUUCCACUCUUCUGCAUGUCUGAUCUUCUCUCUGUUUUUUGUUAGGAGGCACUUUGAUCACUCGGACCACUCCAGUUUUUCCUCCUUGUAUUUAUUCAGUUUCUGCACGGUUCUACUGUCAGGUCUUUCUGGGUGGGGGAGGAUGGGGGACACUAACCAGGUGGAGGAAAAUGAUCUGUUGAGCCUUAUUUUGCUGGUGAGUUUGGUUCAAAUUUCCUCCGAUUUUCCUGAAAAGUGAAGGGACUCCAGCUGAGCCACGAACAACCCCACAGGUUUGCGAUGGACAAGCUCUCUGAUGGACCCUCUCCACCCAAAGCGAACUCACCUCAGCAUCUGUCCUACCGCCUUCGCUCCUCAUCGCCUUUCCUGCUCCCCCCCCCCCCCCACUUCUUCCGCCUUCGGCACAAACACAUCCGAACUGUCACCUCCUCACUCCGAUUUACUUUAGUUUCUGACCGUCGGGUCAGCAUCUUUAAGUUUCUUCUUUUUUUAUGUGGCUUUUAAAGAGUUGUGCACUGGAACAAGAUGGGAGGGGGGUAUCUGAAGAGGAGGAUUUUAAGUUGCCUUUAGUGGAACAAUUUAAUUUGGGGGGGUUUGUUUUUGUUGUCGUCAUGCUGAAACGGUUUAUUUGUACUGUUAUUCCCAUGAAUCCAGAAUGUCAACCUCUUCUUCUCCCAUCUUCCUCCCCGCUUGUUGAACGUCCCAAAGAGCAAACUCACAGGAAAAGUCGUGUUUUACUUUAAUUUCUUUGGAGGAUGUGAGUGUAAAGAAGAUCACUGGAAAGAAAAGAAAAAAAAAAAAAAAAGAUAAUUGACGACAAAUGGUGAAUUAUUUUCCUCUACUUUUUGAUUUGAUAAUAUAUUUUUGUGUCGUUGAAAUUAUUGGGGCUUUGUACAGAUUUUUGGUUUUUUUUGGGGGAGGGAAGGGGGGGGGGGGGUUCAUUUGGAUCAUAUCAUUGCUGCCUUUUCUUUUUGUUUUUUGGUGUACUGCACCUUUAACAGCUUAGAUCUAGCACCAACCCUCCCUGUAUUAUUGAUCUAUUUGUUGAUGAUGAUAAUGGUGGUGGUGAUGAUGAUGAUGACUACUGCUGGUUUCUUUUUUUUUUGGCCUUUUUUCUAUUAUUAUUUUUACUUUAUUAAAGGCCUUAGUUGGUCCAGAAUGGCUUGAAGCAGAUAGAGAGAGUUUAGUCUCUCUCAUAUCGGAGCAACUCGUUCACGCAAGAAACGAUUAAAACAAAAAGAAGGUAGAAAAAAAAAAAAAAAAGUACACCCCACCCGAGCAGCCUCUGUGGUCUGCGUCUGACGCUUCGGUUUGGGCUGAAGGGAUAGAAAUGAAAAUAACAAAAGCGAAUCAGGCUGACGAAGCCUGGGAGCUCAGUUAGUCGAACUUAA